Cladocopium goreaui is the source of this 1054-nucleotide messenger RNA. NCBI's taxonomy places the organism in Eukaryota, Dinophyceae, Suessiales, Symbiodiniaceae. The record is from the annotation of a GenBank genome assembly.
CUGGGCUGUUCAUCUCGUGCGUUUGUGGCCAGUUCAUGACUGGCAGGCACCAUGAUUUGGGAUGCCAGCGAUGCCAAUCCCAUGCAUCGCCGACUUCCGGCGGAGGUGGUGUCGCGACGCCGGAAUGAGCAGAAGCCAAAGACCGAGACCAAAGAAAAGACAGAUGAGGUCACCGUGGAUUUAAAGACGGCCAUCACCCUGAAGCCCGAAGCACGGACCAAGUGGCUGAGCAAGGCCUGCGCCAUGGUGGAGUCGGGUAAGGCGAAACCUACGGAUCUCUAUGACAUCAUCACCAACCGUAAGUUUUCAGGUGGCUUGCCCGAUCGGGUUGGGCGAAAGCUGGCGAGCAUCUUGAAGGAGAGCUUUUCGAUUUUCUCGGACAAACAGCAGCGCUACUUGAAUUCCACCGAGAGCCCCGUGCCAAUGCACUUGGCACGAAGCGAUGAUGAAGAUGAGGAUGAGCCACCCACCAGCACCACCAGGAUUCAGGUGACCAAGCCGUCUGAGGAGCCGCCACCCACGGCCACACUGCCAAAAAUUACUUUGGAAGAUAGUGACAAGGCCAACAAGAAGGAGAAAGCACGGCCAAAGCCUGUGGAAGAGCCCAAGGAGGACCAGGAAGCCGAGGCAAAACGGCGAAAAUUGGAGGAGGAGGCAGACAAUAUCUUGGGAGCCCUGGUGCCUGGGCUCGCCGAUAGUGCUCCACCCAUCUUCUCCAAGGCAGAUGCCAACAAAGGGCGCUCAGUGUCUCGUUCUCGCUCUAUAUCCUCGAGAACGGCACGAAGGUUGGCGCGGGAGAAGAGGAAGGGCCGGGAUCGGGACGGUUCUUGGCGCUCCGGAGGAUCCGGCCUCUCUGGCUCGCGUGCCCUCCUCCUGAACCGAAACUAUACGGAGGACUUGCCUCACAUGCCGAGAAAUGCGGCAGUCGCGGCAAAUAGCUCAUACGCGCCUGAGUCCCGGGAGUCACGUCGCUCUAGAUCCAGGUCGAGAAGACGUCGACGCUGAGCGCCACGCUGAGCGCGAAGGCCUAAGGGGUUCACAUGCCUUGAAAUUG